UCGUACAAAUUCGUCGAUGUGCGACAGUCAGAGAGUGGAAUUUGACUAUUAGAAUUAAACGCUACAGACACUUGGAAGAAUUUUUUUCGCUUUUUUGGAGUACACGAUGUUUAGAAACAAAUGACAUAAAUCUGCUUCGACUCGGUGCUAGUUUUGCGUUUUGUAUUGAUUAAUUUUUUUUAAAGAUUUCCGUAUCGGUGUCCAUUCAAGUUUGAGAAGAAAUACUACACGACGCAGAGCGAGAGUGUAAGUGGCCGCUUGUGGAACGAACAGGAGAAUUAAACUGAAAAACAAGACUAAGGAUGUAUAGCAAAAUGAACGGAUAUCCAUUAUCAUUUAGAUCCAGUGGUGGCAGGCUGUGGGGAAUGUCACAUUCGCUACCGUCGGGAAUGCUGCCUGAAAUUUUUCAGUCGAAUUACGCAUACGGACAGGAUUCAGAUUUUUCAUACUCGCCUCGAUCACGAAUGUACGACAUGCCCUCUAGUAGUACAUUCGGCAACGCACCAAACACUUCGUCGUCAAGCACAAGUUCAUUGUCUGGACUGAAUUUCGGACCUGGCGGCAACAACCAAAUCGGAACAAAUCUGAUUGUCAAUUAUCUGCCACAAGACAUGUCCGAGCGCGAACUUUAUUCUAUGUUCUCAACUAUGGGCCCAAUCGAAAGCUGUCGAGUGAUGAGAGAUUUCAAGACUGGUUACAGUUAUGGGUUUGGUUUUAUCAAUUUUUUGACUGAGGAAGCAGCGCAGCGUGCGAUUAGAUGCUUGAAUGGUUAUAGAGUUCGGAACAAACGACUAAAGGUUUCAUAUGCACGGCCACAUGGCGAAGACAUCAAGGAAACGAAUCUCUAUAUCACAAAUCUUCCACGAACGAUAACUGAAGAGCAGCUAGACAUCAUUUUUGGCAAAUACGGUACCAUAGUACAAAAGAAUAUUUUGAGAGACAAGCUCACGGGACAGCCAAAAGGCGUAGCGUUCGUCAGAUUCAGUAAACGAGAGGAGGCGCAAGAAGCGAUAUCUGCAUUGAAUAAUGUAAUACCACAAGGUGGUAUCCAACCCCUGAAUGUCAGGAUUGCAGAAGACCACGGGCGUGCAAAGGCGGCUCUUUACGUACCCUCAUAUAAUUCGAUUGUACACAACAACCGAGCAGACGGAUUGGACUUAAACAACCGGAAAAAAAUCGAUGCGUAUCCAUACUGAUAUUUAAGCUAUACUUCCACAGCAAAACUCGUUAAAAUAUAGCGAUAGAUCAAGUGGGCUCCUAAAAUCGCAUCAUUCACUAAUUUUUUAUUAGCUUUGUAUUUUUGUACCCAAUGUAUGUUAGGAACGUUAACAUUUAAUGUGAUAAAGUUUCUUAAAUACUCCAAUGGUUGCUAAUACCUCUACUGUAGAAUAUUUCGGACAAACAGAUUUAGUUUUUACUAUCAUACUUGAUACAACUUACCUAGAAAUCACGCAAACAUACAAAUCAUAGAAACUUUACCAAAUUCAGUAAAAGCUUAAAUUACCUGCGAAAUGAUUACAAUUAAUUAAAACCGACGUGAGAAUCCAAAUAUAAUAAUUAUAAUGUUCAGCUACCAAAUUAUCGUUAUCAUUAGCUAGUUAACCUCUUGCGCAGAAAAGUGAGAUGCAAACUUUUGUGUGGGUAUGUACUCUAAAAAGACUUCGGAAUUGACAUAGUUGUUCAUAACACUCCCAAAUGACUCACUUUAAGUUGGUAGUCAAAAAAAAAGGCGUCAUUAAAAGACAGUUCUUCCACUUUUUAAGCGUAUUCCAUUCAGCGUGAUUUGUUCUUCGCUUUGUAAAACUACACACGUUUCAAAUUGUAUACAAAUGGAAGUAACUGCAUUCUGUUGAUUGCGAAGUUAAUCAUAUAAAUAUUGAGACAUGAAUAACCGUACCUCAUCAGUUAUUUUUAUUUCACAAUGAAUAAAUGCAACGCAAUAAAAAUCGAAACGAGCGUAUAGUUAAUAUAAAUAUAAAAAAAAAUUGGAAACCUGUAUCAGAGUCUGAAGACACAUGUGAACAUUCGUAUUAAUCGACACUUUGAGUGACUACUGUAUUGGAGAAUUUACGUGUCUUGAUUCCAAAACCUUAUAUAAAGAAAAAAAAACUACGUAGUAUAUUUAUAAACUUUAAUGUUUCUUAUUACAUUAAAAUCCUAUAUAUUUAUAUUUAUCGUGAAAUCGAAUCAAAAAGAAAGAUUUAAAUCGUAAAAACAAAUUGAGAAAAAGCGAGUUAUACACACACGUGGAACCGUUUCACAUUUCCAACAAAUUGAAUUCAAAACUAUACAAUAUGUACACCACUUCAAAGGUUAUUUAUUAUUUCAAAAAACAGAGUGUCUAGUAUACAAGUAUUUGGUUUUGGUGUAACGGUCAUGAUAUACAUAUUUCAGCCUUUUUUGAAAUGUAAGCCGGUACUAUUUGACUAGUGGUGAAUAAUUUCCUAGUUUUUAGACAAUCGGGAAUUAUUUUACCAUCGCUUAACUGUAGAAUGGCAACGCAUCUCUACCUCUCUAUUCUCCAAAUCAGGAAAGGAUCACCAUUAUUUAACGAGUAUUUAAUUUCAUGAUACUUGUGUUCUUUGUUCUAUACCAGACUGCUUCCCAUUUUAGAGUGUGAGUUUCAUAGCUGUAACAUUGAAUAUUGUUCAUUGCCAUUUGAGUAAACAUUUGUGAUCAGCAAAAAAAGCGGAAUAAAGCGAACUCUACAAAUAGCUAAGCUAAGGCAAGAAAAAAAAACUAUAGAUUAGCUGUGAUUGUUGGAUGUUUUAACCGAGGCAAACAAGUCGAAUAAUUCGGAGUAUUGAGAUUUUGUAAAUUUACCGUGCAACAUAGCCUAAGUUUUGAUUUUUGAAGAAUUAUUCGUAGAGUUUCUCUUGUCAAGUGAGAAGAAUAAAUAGAGGUAUCUUGUUAGAAAUGCUAAUUUGUGAAAUAUUAUAAGGUAAUGAUUUAUUUGUCACUUAUAGAUCUUUAUUACUGAAUCGAUUAAAUAUGCGAGUUGUACAUUGGAUUCAUUCAGGUUGAAUAUUUUGACUCCUGCGAGUUGGUGGGAUUAAAUAUAGAGAAAAAAAUAAAUGACAAAAAUGUAUACUUCAAA
Messenger RNA from Toxorhynchites rutilus septentrionalis, 3097 nucleotides. RefSeq names its product protein sex-lethal. The transcript has 7 exons. Lineage: Eukaryota; Metazoa; Arthropoda; Insecta; Diptera; Culicidae. Gene Ontology annotation, molecular function: poly(U) RNA binding; poly(A) binding; mRNA 3'-UTR binding. The record is from RefSeq and is a predicted model, not a curated record. The coding region runs from base 303 to 1196 and encodes 297 amino acids. Gene Ontology annotation, cellular component: cytosol; nucleus; ribonucleoprotein complex.